GGGCCAGAGGCGGAAGAGCUGACUUGGAGGAUUUUGGUGUCAGUCUCUCCAGAGUAAGCUGCAAUUCUGGAAGUUCAGCCUUGGAGAAGUUCAAUUUCUGCUCGCGAUGAGGCCAGACGCCCUGUGUUCCCUCAAGGCGCUGGAGCUCCCAGUUGUGGAGCUGUUCCUGGUCUGCCAACCUUUUUUUUUUCUAUAAAGUCUACGUGAGUUCAAUUGCAGACAUCUUUUCUCUCUCCCUAUUGUUAAACGUCAAGGAAAAUGUUUCCGUCCCAUUUGGAGACUUUACUGAAAUGUUUCUUGGUACCAGACAUUGAACUUAGGCAUUUUAUCCAAAUCUCUUUUUUUCCAACACUAGUGUAUUUAACCUUUCCAGCCAUUUUCACAAAUCUCAGUGUGACCAUUGUAGAUAAAGACCCAUUCUCAACACUACUCAGUACCACAGGAACUGAAGCAUAUGGAUUAAAUUAACAGGGCCUCCUAGAAAAAAAGCCACUUGACCUAUGUUUUCAUAGUCUGUCUUGAAAUGUGAACUGCUCAGGAACCUGGAAGAUAGACCCCUUUUCACCAGAGUUUAUCAACUUUCAAUCUCAAUGAGGAUAGUAGGAUUUGGCUAAAGAAGACUGAAACUUUCUACAAGAGUCAGGAAGACCACAUCAAUUAUUCAGCAUUAUGCUUGCCCAUGACAAGGUUAAAGAAAUAUGGCCCUCAAUUCUACUUUUGCCAGCUUUUGCAUCUUUCAACUUCUUUUCCACUUUGUAAGUCAUUGGUUUUCAGCAAAAAUAUCUACAGGUUUUAAUAGCCUCACCAUCAAAAAGAAGAUUGAAUGGAACUCAAGGGUAGUAUCUACAUGCCAUUCUUUAGUAGUUGGAAUUUUUGGUCUAUACAUUUUCUUUUUUGAUGAGGUUACUAUCGCUGAUCCACUUUGGGGUGAUUCACCGCUUGCAGAAAUGAAUCUUUCUAUUGCUUCAGGCUAUCUUCUUUCUGAUUUGGUAGUUAUCAUUUGGUAUUGGAAGAUGAUUGGUGACAAAAGUUUUGUGCUUCACCAUUGUACAGCAGUGUAUGCAUAUUUCCUUAUUCUGAGGUACAGAGUGCUGGAAUACAUUGGGAAUUUUCGCCUGCUUGCAGAACUUUCCAGCCCUUUUGUGAAUCAGCGGUGGUUCUUUGAAGUUCUGAAAUAUCCUAAGUCUUCCAAGGCUAAUGUCAUCAAUGGGAUACUCAUGGCGGUGGUGUUCUUCAUAGUGCGGAUUGCUGUCAUGCCUCCUUUUUAUGCCUACCUUUAUUCUGUGUAUGGAACAGAACCCUACAUGAGGCUUGGACUUGUAAUCCAACUUUCUUGGGUCUUUUCUUGUUUGAUUUUGGAUGUGAUGAAUGUCAUUUGGAUGUACAGAAUUUCAAAAGGGUGCAUCAAAGUCAUCUUACUUAUCAGACGAGAAAAAGCUACAGAUCAUCUUCAAAAUGGAAAAGUUGACUAAAAGCAGACUAUUGAUGAACAUACUUCAUUUCUAUCUGCAUUAUGUUUGCUGAUAGGGUGAAUUCAUGGCAUGAUUUUUGUGCUUCAUCAUUAAUAACACUUGUUAUACAGAGUUUUGGUGUCUUUUAUUUUUAUCCUGGGGGGAAGUAAAAUUAGUUUUUACCCAAGUUUUUUUUUUUUAUGAUUUUCUUCUGUACUAUAAGCAUGGAUAAAAUAUUAAAGGAUUAAAUAAAAUUAUAAAUACA
This is a messenger RNA of Erinaceus europaeus (western European hedgehog), 1716 nucleotides long. RefSeq names its product TLC domain containing 4 (gene TLCD4). The transcript has 9 exons. Bases 699 to 1472 code for a protein of 257 amino acids. The record is from RefSeq and is a predicted model, not a curated record. NCBI's taxonomy places the organism in Eukaryota, Metazoa, Chordata, Mammalia, Eulipotyphla, Erinaceidae. Gene Ontology annotation, biological process: lipid homeostasis. Gene Ontology annotation, cellular component: endoplasmic reticulum; membrane.